Molecule: messenger RNA, 2737 nt
Organism: Orussus abietinus
Lineage: Eukaryota; Metazoa; Arthropoda; Insecta; Hymenoptera; Orussidae
Gene: Prp3
Product: U4/U6 small nuclear ribonucleoprotein Prp3
Exons: 6
Coding region: 482-2386 (634 amino acids)
Biological process (GO): mRNA splicing, via spliceosome
Cellular component (GO): U4/U6 x U5 tri-snRNP complex
Source: RefSeq, a predicted model, not a curated record
UCCGUUCUUACGCCAGUAAUUGGCAUUACGUAAAAGCUUCGAAACGCUCCCACGAGAGGACGCCGCGAACGGUGACAUUGUUCGACAAAGAUGAGUUGGGAGAUUUCUCACUUCCCUUCGACUAGGGGUCGUGAUGUAUAGAGGUAAUUCAUUUCUGGCAGAAAUGAGUUGCUCCGCCAUUGAGGGAUAACAGGUAGGAAGCGGAUUAACCGUCCGCAUCCUCCGCCAGGGGCAGCACAGGACGCGAUCACACGACCCUGCUCGUGACCAAUCUCUCAACUCAUCUCUGGUGUCGUUUUCCUGCUAAAAAACGUUUUACGAUGUUUUCUUCGGCGCCGCGUAUAAUUUCAUUUACAUCUCGACUUGCAAAUUGAAACAUCAGAACGAGUUUUUAAUAUAGUGUUUAGACAUUUCGGUUAUGUUAUGAAGUAACGUUAGAUUGAUAAUUUGAAAUCCGUGGAAUUCUCGCAUCAACGAUAAAAUGUCGUAUUUAACGAAGAAAGAAAUAGAUGAGAUGAAACCGCAGAUCGAAAAGGCGGUUCAUAAGUUUCUGGGUUUUGGAGAACCAGCUAUUGUUACUACUGCUGUUAAUUGCAUAACUUCUGGCUAUGACAAAAGAAAAACAGCAGAUAAACUGUCCGCACUCUUGGAGGACAAGAAGGCAUCUAAAUUAACAGAGAAGAUAUUUACUAUUUACGAUGAUACCAAAGCGGCACAAAAGUCUAGGAAGCGAUCUCACACAGAGGACAAGGACAAGGAAAAGGACUCGAAGAAGGCCAGGCUAAAGGACGAAGAAGUAAAAAAUGACAAGACCAUCGAAGCGCAUCUCUCGGCGGAUAAGAUUAAACAAAUGAUGGCAAAUGCACAAAGAGAAAUAGAGGAAAGGAAAAGAGCAUUAAAAGCAAUAAAGCAGGACGACGUUCCACCGGUGAGACCUCUUUUUAAGGCCCGUGACUCUUUGCCAAAUUUAGGAAGCAUGUAUAAUCAAGGACUACUGAGUAAGACCGAUUCGGACAAGGCAAGGAAAAUUGCUGCACUUCAAGCUCAGAUUAGGAAUAAAUUAAGUUCGGGCUUGCUUGGUAGCGUCGGGGUGCCAGAUAAACCUACUCCUCUCAUUUUGGACGAAUCUGGAAGAACCGUGGACAUAACGGGAAAGGAAGUCCAGCUCACUCAAGUCGUACCUACCUUGAAGGCAAACAUCAGAGCGAAAAAGCGUGAAGAAUUCAAAGCUCAGUUACAAGAGUCAAAAGGCCCAGAAGAGAUUCAAGACACCCACUUCUUUGACAACAGGAUAGGUACUAAGUCUGCAAUUCGUGGUAAGAGAGCUCUGAAGUUUCAUGAACCAGGGAAAUUCCAACAGUUGGCCGAGAGGAUACGUAUGAAAGCGCAACUAGAGAAGCUGCAAAAUGAGAUCAGUCAAAUUGCUAGGAAAACAGGAAUCAGUUCAGCUACGAAAUUGGCAUUGAUCGCUCCGAAAACUGAAGCACUCAGCGAAGAUGUACCUAACGUAGAAUGGUGGGAUUCCGUCAUUGUAACGGGAAGUUAUGCCAGCGAAGACGAGUCUACGUCGAUCAAAAACUCUACGAUUACAAACUUAGUGGAGCAUCCAACCCAGAUGAGACCACCAACGGACCCACUGAAGCCGAUCUACAUGCCCGUUUUCCUCACGAAGAAAGAACGCAAGAAACUACGAAGGCAAAAUAGACGGGAAGCUUGGAAAGAGGAGCAGGAGAAGAUCAGGCUUGGUUUGGAGCCUCCUCCGGAGCCAAAACUAAGAAUCUCCAAUCUGAUGAGGGUUCUAGGUACCGAAGCAGUGCAAGAUCCUACGAAAAUAGAAGCUCACGUUCGCCAGCAGAUGGCGAAGAGAUUAAAAGCUCACGAGGAUGCAAAUGCUGCAAGAAGACUCACUGCCGAGCAACGUAGGGAGAAGAAGGCCAGGAAGAUAAAGGAGGACACUAGUCUAGGUGUACACGUCGCUGUCUACAGAAUUCGAGAUUUGGUGAACAAUGCCUCGAAGAAGUUCAAAGUGGAGACAAAUGCGAAGCAGCUCUAUCUAACGGGCUGCGUGAUGCUCUUCAGGGAUUGCAACGUUGUGGUGAUCGAGGGAGGUGCGAAGCAGCUCAGCAAGUACAAGCGAUUAAUGAUGCAUCGCAUUAAGUGGGAGGAGGAUACGGUGAAGGACAAUGACGGAAACGACGUGCCUAACAGGUGCGUCCUUGUGUGGGAAGGCACCAGCAAGCAGCGCCACUUCGGCGAGAUAAAGUUCAAGAUUUGUCCCAUUGAGAAAAUGGCCCGAGAACACUUUAAGAAGCAUCAGGUCGAACAUUACUGGGACCUUGCCUACAGCGGAGCGGUACUCGAUAAUACGGACGAUAUUCGCCCUUAAGACGCAGAGUUAAGAUCGGCGACCGAACUGACGUCCAUGUUGGCGUGAAAGUCGUAAUUCAAUUACGAUUCUUAUUAAGCGACCGAGGGCAAUCGUUGCUCCGUUACUCAGUCGCGUUCCUCGUCUUAGAUCCUCUUUAAGAUCCGACUGCUACGUAGUGGAAUCUCGGUAAAUGAAGAAUUCCUCGGAGGGGGCCAGAAAUUGCGACUUAAGUCAUUGUCCGAUCGUAAUCGUAAUUGAAUUGCACCCUCAUACCGAUUACGGGCGCUUAUACCCUGAGUCCCGGGGACUCUCCGAGUAAGCCAGUAAUUAUGGAAGGAUAAUAACGAAGAAUAAAUUGUUUACUAGAAC